AGCUUUUCUGUUACGACCAGGGAUCAUCUAAACGUGAGGUCUACUAACAGCCACUUUUCAUCUAUCGCAAUAUAAUGGCGGAAGACCGAGGGAAAGCUUUUCCUCUUGCCAAUGCAGACUUGACGAACACGAUCCUUGACCUCACGCAGCAGGCGGUGCAGUACAAGCAGCUGAAGAAAGGUGCUAAUGAAGCUACGAAAACCCUUAACCGAGGUGUCGCUGAAUUUAUCAUCCUUACGGCUGAUACAGAGCCUCUCGAGAUCCUCCUUCAUCUUCCCCUUCUUUGCGAAGAAAAGAAUGUACCCUACGUGUUCCUUCCAUCAAAAGCAGCCUUGGGACGUGCGUGCAACGUUACCCGUCCUGUAAUUGCUGUGAGCAUAACCACUGGUGACUCGAGGGAGUUGUCCUCCCAGAUCAAUACUGUGAAGCUGGCUAUCGAGAAGUUGUUGAUUUAAUCGUGUCCUGUCGUAGGAAUCUGUAUACAGUAACAUUAUAUAUUUGAAGGGUGUAUAAUGAUCACUAUUUUGCCUGCGUUC
Messenger RNA from Lentinula edodes (shiitake mushroom), 536 nucleotides. Its product is annotated as L30e-like protein. Gene Ontology annotation, cellular component: box C/D methylation guide snoRNP complex; precatalytic spliceosome; U4/U6 x U5 tri-snRNP complex. Bases 75 to 455 code for a protein of 126 amino acids. Gene Ontology annotation, biological process: ribosome biogenesis; maturation of SSU-rRNA; mRNA splicing, via spliceosome. Lineage: Eukaryota; Fungi; Basidiomycota; Agaricomycetes; Agaricales; Omphalotaceae. The record is from RefSeq and is a predicted model, not a curated record. The transcript has 4 exons. Gene Ontology annotation, molecular function: RNA binding.